Molecule: messenger RNA, 7161 nt
Organism: Corythoichthys intestinalis (scribbled pipefish)
Lineage: Eukaryota; Metazoa; Chordata; Actinopteri; Syngnathiformes; Syngnathidae
Gene: tnksa
Product: tankyrase, TRF1-interacting ankyrin-related ADP-ribose polymerase a
Exons: 26
Coding region: 1292-4372 (1026 amino acids)
Biological process (GO): protein localization to ciliary inversin compartment
Cellular component (GO): ciliary inversin compartment
Molecular function (GO): NAD+ poly-ADP-ribosyltransferase activity; protein binding
Source: RefSeq, a predicted model, not a curated record
GUAGCGACUUAAGUGUUCCGCCCAAAUGCAUGAUAGGAAGUUGGCCAACCAUUACUGUCAGUGGUGGCUGCAAAUGGUAUACUGUAUGUUCUGCAUUAUGUUCAAUUAAGCGUGUCAAGAAAAAGAUUGUCUCCCGUGAAGGAUAUGAAUAUUAUAUGUGUUGUGCUUUCACGAAAUGAUACUGUAGCGACUUAACUCUUCCGCCCAAAUGCAUGAUGAGAAGUUAGGCAACCAUGACUGUCAGUAGUGUCUGCAAAUGCUAUACAGUAUGUUCUGCGUUGUUUUCAAUUAGGCGUGUUAAGAAAAAGAUAGUCUCCUGUCAUUCUUCCCCACGUCGUUCGCCACAAUGCUAAUAUUUGUUGUGAAAGAGUUGCCAAAGCUUAAGCCAAUAAAUGGCGCGAUCCAAUGUGUCCACUCACAUUUCUCUGCCUUUUCGCUCUCAAUGUGCUAAAACGGCGUCAUUGUAAACUACUUGAGACAACGCAUGGACAGGGUCAUUCCGUGCAUGCGUUAAUUGCGUCAAAUAUUUAAAGUGAUUAAUUAAAAAAAAAAAUUACCGCCCGUUAACGCGAUAAAAUUGACAGCACUAAUUUCUUGUGUUGAACUAUGGAAUAGUUGGAUUUGGUUCCUCUUGGCUGUGCAUAAGAGCAACAUUUUAAAACAUUUUCAAAUUACAGUAUAUUUUUAAACACUAAAAUAUGUCUGAGUAACUAAGUGCUACUGAAGAUGCAUGAAUGAAAAACUAAAACUGAACGGAACCCUAUACACUGUGGUGUAAAUGAGCAGUUUAAUAGAGAAAAUAAUUUGGGGAUUAAGUAACAUGCUUGCUAUGUAGAUACACCAAUAGCAUCAAUUCCUUUGUAAUUCCUGACAAUUUAUAAUGCAAUGGUUAGCCACAAAGCAAGUGCUGUUUGGUUGAAUAACAGAUGAAGCAAGUGAUGUUGCGGAUUCCCAUGCACAAAGCACAUAUGGGAUGCCGAUUAUUUUAUGACUGUCAGAAAAAAGAACGGUGGACUGUGCAUGGCUGCAAGGGAGUGCUAGCUGGAAAGAGGGUAAGGGAGGCAGGGGGAGGGGUUUGUUUAUCUCUGUUGUGCUUCCUGACGGUAACAACGCCUCCGGAACCCACGGGGGGUUGAGACAAUAGCAGUGAGACGCCGCGUGUGAGGAUGAAGAUGGGGAGCGAUGGAGGAUGGUUAGCGAUACCAACCACGAAGGGUGAUAUGUGGGAUGGACAGACACACAGACGGAUAGAAGCAGAGCGUGUGUCAGUCGACUCUUCCUCGUCUAAACAAUGAAUGCGCUGUGGUCGCUGCCGGCAACACAUCGUCACGGCAACCGGAGCCAGAGGGGUGAAUACAAGAAGGAUGAGCUGCUGGAGGCAGCGAGGAGUGGGAACGAGGAGAAGCUAAUGGCUUUGCUUACGCCGCUUAACGUCAACUGCCACGCCAGUGACGGCCGCAAGUCCACUCCGCUCCACCUGGCAGCGGGAUACAACAGGGUGAGGAUAGUUCAGCUGUUACUACAGCACGGAGCAGACGUUCAUGCCAAGGACAAGGGUGGUCUGGUGCCGCUCCAUAAUGCUUGCUCCUAUGGACACUAUGAGGUUACUGAGCUACUUUUGAAGCACGGUGCCUGCGUGAAUGCCAUGGACCUGUGGCAGUUCACUCCGCUGCAUGAGGCAGCAUCCAAAAACCGCAUAGAGGUUUGCUCGCUACUAUUGAGCCAUGGUGCUGAUCCCACUCUGCUUAAUUGCCACAGCAAGAGUUCUGUGGACAUGGCGCCAACCCCUGAACUCAAGGAGAGACUCUCAUAUGAAUUUAAGGGCCAUUCACUGCUUCAAGCCGCGCGGGAAGCUGACAUGGCCAAGGCAAAGAGGAGCCUGGCACUGGAAAUCAUCAACUUCAAACACCCUCACACACACGAGACGGCUCUGCAUUGUGCUGUAGCAUCGCCACACCCCAAGAGGAAACAGGUGACAGAGUUGUUACUGAGAAAGGGAGCUAACGUCAAUGAAAAGAAUAAAGAUUUCAUGACACCUCUCCAUGUGGCUGCAGAGCGCGCUCAUAAUGACAUUAUGGAGGUGCUACAGAAACACGGCGCCAAGGUCAAUGCUCUUGACACACUGGGUCAGACAGCUUUGCACCGAGCAGCACUUGCAGGCCAUCUGCAGACCUGUCGGCUGUUGCUAGGAUACGGGGCAGACGCCUCGCUGGUGUCGCUGCAGGGCUUCACUGCUGCUCAGAUGGGGAAUGAGGCUGUUCAACAGAUACUCAAUGAAAACGUUUCGGGUAGAAACUCGGAUGUGGACUACAGACUUCUAGAAGCUGCAAAAGCUGGAGACCUGGACACUGUCAAGUCACUUUGCACAGCUCAGAAUGUGAACUGUAGAGAUCUGGAGGGACGACACUCCACCCCUCUUCACUUUGCUGCUGGCUACAACAGAGUGCAGGUGGUGGAGUACCUGCUUCACCACGGGGCUGACGUGCACGCCAAGGACAAAGGCGGUCUAGUUCCCCUCCAUAACGCCUGCUCGUAUGGUCACUAUGAGGUGGCGGAGCUGCUGGUCAGACACGGCGCCUCGGUCAACGUGGCCGACCUAUGGAAGUUCUCACCACUACACGAAGCUGCUGCCAAGGGCAAAUAUGAGAUCUGCAAAUUGCUGCUAAAGCACGGUGCAGAUCCCAGUAAAAAGAACAGAGAUGGAAACACUCCCCUGGACCUGGUGAAGGACGGUGACACGGACAUCCAGGACCUUCUGAGAGGAGAUGCGGCCUUGCUUGAUGCUGCCAAAAAGGGAUGCCUGGCAAGAGUGCAGAAGUUAUGCAGCCCAGACAACAUCAACUGCCGGGAUACGCAGGGAAGAAACUCCACUCCUCUACACCUAGCAGCGGGCUACAACAAUCUGGAGGUGGCAGAGUAUCUGUUGGAGCACGGUGCUGACGUAAAUGCACAAGACAAAGGAGGUCUGAUACCUCUGCACAAUGCUGCUUCAUACGGGCAUGUGGACAUAGCAGCCCUUCUCAUUAAGUACAACACAUGCGUUAACGCCACAGACAAAUGGGCAUUUACACCACUCCAUGAGGCUGCGCAGAAGGGAAGAACGCAGCUUUGUGCUCUGCUUUUGGCCCAUGGAGCUGAUCCCACCAUGAAGAACCAGGAAGGACAAACGCCUCUAGACUUGGCAACAGCUGAUGAUAUUAGAGCGUUGCUGAUAGAUGCUAUGCCACCAGAUGCCUUGCCCAGCUGCCUGAAACCACAGGCCACUGUGGUGAGUGCCAGUGUGGUAACAGGAGGCGCCACAGGGGGUGUGGUCAUUUCUCCCUCGCCAUCGCCGUCGUCUUGCCUGUCUGCUGCCAGCAGCAUCGAUAACCUGACCACACCCCUCGGGGACAUCACAGUAGGUGGCGCCACUGGGACAGCAGAUGGAGGAGCAUCUGGUUCAGACAGGAAGGAAGGAGAGACUCUACUAGACAUGACCAUAAACCAGUUUUUAAAGAGUCUUGGACUUGAACACCUCCGUGACAUCUUCCAAAGAGAACAGAUCUCAUUGGACGUGCUGGCAGAUAUGGGCCAUGAGGAACUCAAGGAGAUCGGGAUCAAUGCUUACGGACACAGACACAAACUCAUCAAGGGCAUCGAGCGGCUGCUGGGAGGUCAGCAAGGUGCCAACCCUUACCUGACAUUCCACUGCUCCAGCCAAGGCACCGUGCUGAUUGAUCUAGCCCCAGAUGACAAGGAGUUUCAGUCUGUGGAGGAAGAACUGCAGAGCACCAUCAGAGAACACCGUGACGGCGGAAAUGCCGGCGGCGUCUUUAGCCAGUACAACAUCAUCAAGAUUCAGAAGGUGGUGAACAAGAAGUUACGGGAGCGGUACUCGCACAGACAGAAGGAGAUUGUUGAUGAAAAUCACAAUCAUCACAACGAGCGAAUGCUCUUUCAUGGUUCUCCGUUCAUCAACGCCAUCAUCCACAAAGGCUUCGAUGAACGCCACGCCUACAUCGGCGGCAUGUUCGGUGCCGGCAUCUACUUCGCAGAGAACUCCUCCAAAAGUAACCAGUACGUGUACGGAAUAGGCGGAGGUACUGGAUGUCCCACCCACAAAGAUCGCUCCUGCUACGUGUGUCACAGGCAGAUGUUGUUCUGUAGAGUGACGCUAGGUAAGUCCUUUCUUCAGUUUAGUGCAAUGAAGAUGGCCCACGCACCCCCGGGGCAUCAUUCAGUCAUUGGCCGGCCGAGUGUCAACGGACUGGCCUACGCUGAGUACGUCAUCUAUAGAGGAGAGCAGGCUUACCCAGAGUACUUGAUCACGUAUCAGAUCGUGAAACCGGAGAGCGUAGCCACGCCUGCCGCCCCCGCCGAGCAGAAGUCCUAACGCACACAGUGUCACACCCAUGACCCGAUGCUCCAGACACCUCUUGGAAUGGCCUUUUUGGGAGCCCCCGAGCCCAAGUAAGUGCGGUGGACCGGGCUGACGCUAGGCCGCUUUGCCCAAAGUGCUGAGUCCAAAGGGGCCAUUUGACUUUUCCUCGGUUACUGAGCGGAGGCAGGAAGCGUUUUAUGUUUCAUGAAGUCUUCACUAGAAUGACUGAGCAGAACACAAGGGACCAACACUUCAACCCAAAACAAAGUACAGUUUUUAUAAUUGCCUAUGUUGAGAGUUGAAAUGGUAAAAAAAAAAAACACACAAAACUGUGACCCAAGAACACUUUAUAUCAUUUCAACCUUGUUCAACAACAUGAAACCUUUGAUAUAAAUGCCUAAACGAUGAAAAAUACGCCAAAGUGUGCUUGUUGAUGCACACGCGAUAACUAACAAUAGGCUUCCACAAACAAAGCUUGUCUUUCAGGUAAGAUGCAUCACAUCAAGGUCCUUUCCUGGACCAAACUUCCAUGACUAUUCCAUGACUUUGCAAGUAUGUUACAAAAAAAGGUCCACAUUUCACAUGGCACAUAUCCAUGGUUGUUGUUUACAUGUGAAGUGGCAAUUUGCACACUUUGCUUUAUUGAACUCAUCUUGUCAUUUGAGAAUAAAACUGAUACCAUUGGUUAUCCGGUUGAACUCAUUGGCUGCCACUGGCACUGGUAGUGACCAACCUUAACCCUAAAACUGGAUUGGCCGUCAAUUCCAGUGAAUGAACUAUGGUCUAUAUACUAGUCCUCAAUUGUGGGACGACUCUUGCAUACAAGUACUACAAAAAUUUUCCCAUCACUUUGUGAACAAUACAUGCGUUAAAUGUCCGAGUGCAUUUUGUAGUGCGUGUUUACUAAAUCCAGUGAGGGGCAAGCUGAUCAAAUAUUAAAUGACAUUUGUGUCUGUACAUGCAAAGAAGUCACAACAGUAAAAAAAUGCAAACACAGUUUGCAAACUUUGUUACGUGUUAACUUUUACUCUUACGUGUUAACAAUUCCUGUGAGAUAGGCAGCUAAAAAAAUGAUACAUUGGUGCCUCUUGUUGAUCAAAAAUAUUUCGUUUUGCAAGUCAUGUACCAGAAUUUUGCCUCUUUUAUCAACUAUUCUAUAUUUUUAAAUCAUGUCAAAGUGGCAGACACAUAUUCGAUCCAGUAGCAGUAUUUGUUAACUUCAGUGAUGGAACCAAGGGCGUAGGUUUGCAUAGGGAUGGUAGGGACAUAAAACUAGCAACUUUUCAGGAUGCUGAAAUCGUCCCCACCAACUUUUAAGCAACCUUAUUUGCAUUAUGUAAUGACUUCAGGUAUAUAGGUAAUUUAAAUUGUCUUCCCAUAUGCUAUAAGGACAGAAUUUACGCUACGAAUAUUAAAUGAAUUACACUACUUUCGUUAUGUUCAGACUAACAUUGACCCUUUUUCACUUGCACAAUGUUUUCCCCUCACACGAUGGAUAUUACAAGUUUUUUUUGCCGCCAGCAGCAGACACUGUAAGUAAUGUAAAAGACGUCAAUGUUGUGGAGGUGGCGAACACACCACUAAUUUUGAUACUGAAAGUCUGACCUGCAUCAGAGUUAGCAUAACAUUAAUAUGUUUGAAUUUCCCGAACUCUAGGAGGGAACUGCUUUUUAGAGAAAUAUUCUCCUUUAUGUUUUCUGCUGUUACUGUUAAUUAAACUGUAAGAAAUUUAGUGAACCAAGGUUUACACCCUUCUCGCAAGUUUUCAUUUUUAUUUUAUUUAUGUGGUCUUAAAACAGCGCUAUGGAGCUUUCAUUUUUUUGUUGAGUUUGGGGGCUGUGCUUGGGGACAAAAGUUUUUAUUCUUUUUUGUUAGGGUUAGGGUUAUCGUCCCUACCGAUAUUGAGACCAAACCUACGUCCUUGGAUGGAACUCAAAUCAUCCUAAUAAUAAUCAAAUAGGUCGAAUGAAUAUGCUGAAGUAUAGCGAACAUAAUUCUCAUUUUUAAAAUACUCACUGAUUUUUUUAGGUUUUAUACCUUACAAAACAAUCCUCUCCAUGAAUUUGUAUUAGAAGCCCAAUUUAGUUGAGUAAUAAAAACUCAAACAUUAAAUUUACAUGCUCUUGAGAUGCUUUUCUAGUAAGUGCGUCAAAAAAUGAAAACUAAUGUUCAUAUUUGUACUGGUUGGAACUUGUUCACUAGUCUGCAAAAGGACAAGAUGUCCCAAUGGUUCCUCAACUUUGGGGUUCAAUCAAUCGUUAAGCUUUAAAUUGGUCUGUUCUUCAAGUGCCACAAUCAACUGAAUAUCACAUGGCAAAAUGGUGUAUUUCUUAGCACUGCACUGAUACCAUUUUUAGGAGAGUUCGAACAAUUAUUGAUACUUGAUAACCUUGCAGUUUUGACAAAAAAUGUCAAAAGUUUCACUCCAAUAAAUCAACUAAUAAGUGCGCUGGUAGGGGCGCAUCCCUGGUCUUUCUGCAGCAGUUUAAAAAAUGACGGCGAGAGUAGAAACUUUGAAUCGACUUGGAAGAUUUUUAACCUCAUCCUUAUUUCCCCAUGGAACACUUUUCAAAACGAUUUUGAUAUAUACAAUAUAUAUACAGCAUAUAUAUUUGUCUCAUGUUUGAGCCUUUUUCUGUUUUGAACUGGGCGAAAAGAUGAAUGGAUAAUAAUGUGAUUUCCUCAUUGGUUGUGUUUGUUUUACUUGCUCUUGUACAACUGGUUGUACAUCACUGCUGUCUACACAUAUUGUUGUACAAAAAAGAAAAAAAUGAAUAAAAGAACUACACUAAAAUUCUGUU